AUGUCUGUUACUGCCUGCCAGGGCUUGGGGUUUGUGGUUUCGCUGAUCGGGUUGGCAGGCAUCAUUGCAGCCACUUGUAUGGACCAGUGGAGCACCCAGGACUUAUACAACAACCCAGUGACAGCUGUAUUCAACUUCCAAGGGCUAUGGCGCUCCUGUGUCCGAGAGAGCUCCGGCUUCACGGAGUGCCGAGGCUACUUCACCCUGCUGGGGUUGCCAGCCAUGUUGCAAGCAGUACGAGCCCUCAUGAUUGUGGGCAUUGUUCUGGGGGUCAUCGGUAUUCUAGUAUCCAUCUUCGCCCUGAAGUGCAUUCGAAUUGGCAGCAUGGAUGAUCCUGCCAAGGCCAAGAUGACACUGACCUCAGGGAUCCUGUUCAUCAUCUCAGGAAUCUGUGCAAUUAUUGGUGUGUCCGUGUUUGCCAACAUGCUGGUUACCAACUUCUGGAUGUCCACAGCUAACAUGUACAGUGGCAUGGGUGGGAUGGUGCAGACUGUUCAGACAAGGUACACCUUCGGUGCGGCUCUGUUCGUGGGGUGGGUCGCUGGAGGCCUCACACUAAUUGGGGGAGUGAUGAUGUGCAUCGCCUGCCGUGGCCUGACACCGGAUGAAAGCAACUUCAAAGCCGUGUCUUACCAUGCCUCUGGCCAAAAUGUUGCCUACAAGCCUAGAGGCUUCAAGGCCAACACUGGCUUUGGGUCCAACAUCAGAAACAAGAAGAUAUACGAUGGGGGUGCCCGCACAGAGGAUGAUGAACAAUCUCCUCCUUCCAAGUAUGACUAUGUAUAA
Messenger RNA from Peromyscus eremicus (cactus mouse), 786 nucleotides. It is a transcript of the gene Cldn18, whose product is annotated as claudin 18. Gene Ontology annotation, cellular component: plasma membrane; bicellular tight junction. The record is from RefSeq and is a predicted model, not a curated record. The transcript has 5 exons. Gene Ontology annotation, biological process: bicellular tight junction assembly; cell adhesion. Gene Ontology annotation, molecular function: structural molecule activity. Lineage: Eukaryota; Metazoa; Chordata; Mammalia; Rodentia; Cricetidae. Bases 1 to 786 code for a protein of 261 amino acids.